Sorex fumeus (smoky shrew) is the source of this 588-nucleotide messenger RNA. It is a transcript of the gene SPMIP2, whose product is annotated as sperm microtubule inner protein 2. The transcript is spliced from 5 exons. Lineage: Eukaryota; Metazoa; Chordata; Mammalia; Eulipotyphla; Soricidae. Bases 1 to 588 code for a protein of 195 amino acids. The record is from RefSeq and is a predicted model, not a curated record.
AUGGUAGCCAAUAAUCGGAGGAGCAUUCCAGAUGUCUGUGGAGUCAAACUGAUCCAUGGUCUCCUGACUAAUGGCCCGGAUUAUGUAACGGAUCAUCUACCUCGAGUUUGCCGGUACACUUCCUACAUAGGAGAAAAGCACACGACAGUAGAAAAAACUGGAGAUCUCAACUAUUUAUGGAGACCUUCCCCCGACAUAAACUUGCCAGCCAAAUACAAGCACGAGCAUGUUGGCGAAAUUGGUUGGGGAAUACCAAUGCAUGAUUUUAUCAACAGAACAAGGCUGCAGACUGGCUUUCAUAUCAAGUAUAAGGAACCAAGUCAAGGUGUAAUUGAGAAGAUAGGCCAUCGAUAUCAAAAUCCUUGGCAACCCAAACCUGCUAUUAUGGAUAAGCGUGGAAAAUUCAGUCGUGGUUCUCUUGCCUGGCAUAUGGGUGAAUUUGAGAACGACAAUGAACGAGAUUCCAAAUAUGCAGUCCUCAUUAAGCAGGAUAGAGAGACCUUGCCACGGCUUUCCAGACCACCUAAGCUUCCAAAAAAAAACAAAAAAGAAAGAAAACGCAAGAAGCUACAAACACUCAACAAGUAA